UCUUCCAAGGUAGUCAUGGCAUUGUUUUAGCGUCUAGUCAACGAUUCUGCUCUCUUUAAUCUCUCGAUAAGUGCAGAUGAUAGCGAUUGAUAAGUGAUAUUGCAAGAUUGAGGGGCGAGGGCUCAUGAGCUCAGUGGGAUCCAAGCCAUGGAGGUGAGAAACAGGAAACACAGGACCCUGGAGGCCAGGGGGAGCAAGGAGAUACGGGAGUUUGGGGCGAGGAAGGACGAGGAUGCAGGGGUGGAGAGCACUGAGGACACUAAGAUACCCCCGAACGGGGCGUCCCCCGCGCUCCCGCAGCCGCAGGAGUUCUCCCCCAAAAAAAUCGUCGUAAGUCUCGAGUUGGACGUGGUGGCGCUCGUCCUGCUGCUCACGGGAGUCCUCACAAGGCUGUACCGCCUGGAGGACCCCCGGAGCAUAGUCUUCGACGAGCUCCACUAUGGCAAGUACGUGGGCCUCUACAUGAAGCGCACCUUCUUCUUCGACUCGCACCCUCCCCUGGGCAAGCAGCUGAUCGCAGCAGUGGCCUACCUCUCGGGUUUCGACGGCGACUUCAAGUUCGACAGAAUCGGCAGCCCCUACGCAGACUCGGUGCCCCUAUUCGCCCUGCGGAUCGUCCCAGCCUUCUUCGGAAGCCUGAUCCUCCCCACAGUUUACCACUUGGCCCUUGAGCUCGGCAUGAGGCCCUGGAGUGCUGCAAUCGCAGGUCUCAUGCUCCUCCUGGACAACGCCUUCCUCACGCAGUCUCGCUUCGUCCUGAUGGAGAGCAUUCUCAUAGAGUUCUCCCUCUUCGGCCUCUUCUGUGCCCUCAAGUUCCGGAAAAUAAUGGACGACCCGAUGAGGCUCUCCUGGUGGCUCUGGCUGACCCUCUCCAUCUCCUCCCUGACCUGCGCCCUCUGCGUCAAGUACGUCGGCGUGUACUCCCUCAUCCUCGCCCUGGUGAUCGUCACCCAGGACUACUGGAGACUUCUCGCGAGGAGAACACUCUCCAAUGCGGCACUCUGGGCGCACCUCUUCGCGAGACUUCUCGUCGUCACUCUCGCCUUCUCCACGGUCUACUUGGGAGUCUUCUACGUCCACUUGUCGGUCCUCACGAGGGCUGGACCCCAUGACGCGGUGAUGACGUCGGCCUUCCAGGCCAGUCUCGAGGGGGGUCUGGCGAGUAUUACCAAGGGCCAGCCGUUGGAGGUGACGCAUGGCUCGCAGAUCACACUCAGACACACCUUCGGGAGGGCCUGCUGGCUCCACAGCCACAAUGCUGUCUAUCCUGUCAGAUAUCCCGACGGAAGAGGGAGUUCUCACCAGCAGCAAGUCACCUGUUACUCCUUCAAAGACGUCAACAACUGGUGGAUCGUCAAGAGACCAGACGUGACUGAUCUAGUCGUCACGAGGCCAAUUGUCCCACUGAAACAUGGAGACGUGGUGCAGCUGGUGCACGGCAUUACCUCCAGAGCCCUCAACUCUCAUGACGUCGCAGCCCCUAUGACCCCCCAGAGCCAGGAGGUCUCCUGCUACGUCGACUACAACGUCUCCAUGCCGGCGCAGAACCUCUGGAAGAUCGAAAUUGUCAACAAGGAUCAGUCUGGAGACGUGUGGUAUGCGAUUCAGAGUCAAGUGAGGCUGGUUCACGUGGGGACUGAGUACGCCCUGAAGUUCAGUGGCAGACAACUGCCGGAUUGGGGGUUCAAUCAGCACGAGGUGGUGGCCGAGAGGUUUGUCGAGCAGGAUGAUGCUGUCUGGAAUGUUGAGGAGCACAGAUACACAAAGAGUGAGGACCAGAAGCAGAGGGAGCGGGAGCUCCUGAACGCCGAGAUGAUACCCCUGACGGCGACAAAAUUGAGUUUUUGGCAGAAGUUCAUCGAGCUGCAGAUCAAGAUGCUGUUCGGGGGUCAGGAGAACCAGAACAGUCACAUGUACGCCAGUGGGCCGCUGGAGUGGCCCUUCAUGACGAGGGGAAUUGCGUACUGGGUGGCCACCGACAGCAACGCCCAGGUUCACCUCCUCGGGAAUGUCGUUGUCUGGUACUCUGGCACCUUCGCCGUCUCGGUUUACACUGUCAUCCUCCUGGGGUACCUCAUGAGACGACGAAGGCGUUGCUUUGAUAUUGGGGAGGACGAGUGGAACAGGUUCACUGGGUUUGGCCAGGUGCUUCUCACAGGAUAUCUUCUUCAUUAUCUUCCGUUCUUCUUCGUGGAGAGGACACUGUUCCUUCAUCAUUAUUUACACGCCUUCGUGUUUAAGGUCAUGCUCACUGCUGGGGUCAUUGAUCAUGGCUACUGUGUUGUCAGGGGAAAUUGUCGAGGGGUCGUUCUCUCGAUGGUUAGACUGAUUAUUGUUAUCUGGGUGGGGGGAAUUGUUUAUGUCUUCAGGAAGUUCUCGGUCCUGAGUUAUGGGAUGAGUCCACUCACUGCUAAGGAUGUCAUGAAGCUGAGAUGGAGUGACACGUGGGAUUUUAUUGUUCAUAAAACGUGAAGUGGGAGAAAUGGAGAGUUUUUAAUGAGUUGAGAACAAUUACGUCAGUUAAAUCAAUUUGGAGAGAUUUUUUUUUGGGUAAAAAAUAAAUUGAAAAAUUCAGGGAGUGGGGCAGGCAUUAACAUGACAUUGGGGGAAUUUUUAGUGGAUGGGGAUGAGUGUUUCACGAUGCAAGUGAUAAUUAUCGAUAUUAAAAUCUUUGGUAAGGGCACGAUUAGACGGUAGUGGAGUCCUGAGCCUGAGAAAGCUAAAAUAAUUUGACAAAAGGGUAGAUUAUAAUCGUUAGAACAAAAUGAUAGAAUUGAUAAAAUAAUUUAGGCAAGAUUUAGGGUUUUUCUAAUGUGCCCGGAACUUCUCAAUUUAUGGUAUCGUAAUGCAGAUGACAUUCAUCCCAUCCAUUACUGGAUUUAAUUGAAUAACUCCGUGUUCCAGAAAUAACAAGAACAUUGAUUAAAUUAAGAAUACGACUUUUUGAUAAAUUAUUUCAUUCUUCGCUUGCUUCUGGAUCAACUGACAAUUUGCAACGCAAAAAUCCUAAACAAUAAUAAUUAGAAAUUAAUUAAGUCAGAAGAGAGACAUCAGGCAGCUAAAAUAAUUUAACAAAACGUCACGUUCUUUCAAAAUUUAAUCAAUAUUUUUGUUAUUUUCCCAACAUCCACUGAAUUUUUGCAUUCAUUUCGUCGUAACUCCUAUUUCAUCAAUAAUUCAAUUGGUUUCACCAGUGUUAGAACAGUUAAAUUGAAUAACUCAAUGGUCCAGAAAUAACAAGAACAUUGAUUAAACUACGAGUGCGAAAUUUCGUUAAAUUAUUUCAUUCCUCGAUUGCCUCUCAAUUCAACUGACAAUUUGUAACACACAAAUCCUGAAUAACAAUGACUAGAAAUUAAUUAAGUCAGAAGAGAGACCUCAGGCAGCUAAAAUAAUUUAACAAAACGUCAUAUCUCUUCGAAAUUUAAUCAACAUUUUUGUUACUUCUCCAACAUCCACUGAAUUUUUGCAUUCAUUUGGUCGUAAUGGCGAUGAUCGCAGCCCUUAAACUCCCAUUCCAUCAGUAAUUCAAUGGGUUUUCAAUGUAAAAGAAAACCAAGUGUUCAUUUCACUUCAUACGUGAGUGAUAUUAACGAAUUAAGUGGCACACUGUUGUUAGCACUGGACAGUUUACAUGAGAUCCAUCUAUAUAUUUUUUAAUAACUCUUUUUACAUGAUUAAAAUCAUCUCAACUUUCACAUUAUAAUAUACAUAUCAUUGUACUAAUUAUCGCAUACAGUUCAGGUUCAGAUUGCGAAUUGCCUCGAAUUCUCAAUCUUUCGACUUGUGCAUUGGCCUUUUUCGUUAUUUCGGAUAGUUUUUUUCGUUUUUUUUAAACAGUGAUUUACAUAUGCACAAUUUUCUAUGUAGAUCAUGAGUUAAUCUAGGUUUUUCUUAUCGAUACACGAAUAUACAUGAACAUUGCCACUUCGUAUUAUGGGAUUUCAAUUCAGAAGAUAAAUGAAGAUAUAUAAUGUUGUAUUUUUGGAAAUCUAAGCAGCUGUUGAAGUCUCGAACGGUCGAUGUAUUUUUUUAAAUUAAUAUAAAAGAUGUUAUUGCGAGAAUCAAUGAUAUUUACUACUGAUUAACGAAUUUAAUAGUCUCCUCGAAUUCAUUUUUAAAUAAACAAUUUAGUUCUUUAUUUUCUUU
Messenger RNA from Diachasma alloeum, 4149 nucleotides. It is a transcript of the gene rt, whose product is annotated as protein O-mannosyltransferase 1. Gene Ontology annotation, biological process: protein O-linked glycosylation via mannose. Gene Ontology annotation, molecular function: dolichyl-phosphate-mannose-protein mannosyltransferase activity. Gene Ontology annotation, cellular component: endoplasmic reticulum; membrane. The transcript is spliced from 4 exons. Bases 148 to 2472 code for a protein of 774 amino acids. The record is from RefSeq and is a predicted model, not a curated record. Lineage: Eukaryota; Metazoa; Arthropoda; Insecta; Hymenoptera; Braconidae.